GUAAAAAGGCCCUGAUUUUACUCAUUUUACAGCGACGCUGGAAAUUAGCCCAAUUACGAAUCGACACGUGUACAGUUGUCGCUCUCCCUGCCCCUUCGUUCGAUGCGUUGGUGCCGAAACUUCAGAUGGUAGCAAGAAGACAACGAUAAUCGAACUGAUUAUGUCUUAAAUCCGACGUAAUCAGCUGAUUAAUCAGAUCCUUCAGAGGUUGGUAAGGAAGAAGACUAAGAGGAAGAAGCAGGAGGAGAAGAAGAAGUCUUCGUCUGAGGAUGAAGCUCUCUGCUUUGCACCAGAGCUACUUGAAUCGCCGGAGCAACAGCUUCAGAUCCCCCCCGCCGCUGGAUUCUACGGCUGAUGGCUCCGGCAAGUCUCCGGCGGCGUUGUUCUGGCUCUUCAUCCACUGUCUCUGCUGCUUGAUAAGUCUUGUCCUUGGAUUCCGCUUCUCGCGCUUGGUCUUCUUCUUAUUCUUCUCCAUUUCCUCCACGACCCUUCACUUGGCGCCGUUACGGUCGGACCUGCCGUCUAAGCACAUCGAUGUCCGAACUCUUGGUCGGACUCCGGAACCGCCUGCUCUGAACGCAACGGCGACGAGCUCGAGAGUUGUUGUCGGGAGACACGGGAUCCGGAUCCGACCGUGGCCGCAUCCGAACCCGGUCGAGGUCAUGAAGGCUCACCAGAUCAUCGAGAGGGUUCAAAGAGAGCAAAGGACGAUCUUCGGUGUGAAGAGCCCGAGAAGGGUCAUCGCCGUCACGCCGACGUACGUACGGACCUUCCAGGCCCUCCAUUUGACCGGGGUGAUGCACUCGCUCAUGCUGGUUCCGUACGAUCUGGUCUGGAUCGUGGUCGAAGCCGGUGGAGCCACCAACGAGACAGCUUCGAUCGUCUCCAAAUCAGGGCUAAGGACGAUUCACGUUGGAUUCGAGCAGCGAAUGCCCAAUACCUGGGAGGAUCGAAGCAAAUUAGAGGUCAUGAUGAGACUUCGCGCUUUGAGAGUUGUGAGGGAGGAGAAGCUUGAUGGGAUUGUGAUGUUUGCUGAUGAUAGUAAUAUGCAUAGUAUGGAGCUCUUUGAUGAGAUUCAGACAGUGAAGUGGUUUGGUGCUAUUUCUGUUGGAAUUCUGGUACAUUCUGGCAAUGCAGAGGAGAUGAUAAUGCCGAUGGAGAAGAGAAGGGAGAUUGAGGAAAGCUCGUCGUUGCCUGUACAAGGUCCGGCCUGUAAUUCAUCCGAUAAAUUGGUUGGAUGGCACACUUUUAAUACGCUGCCAUAUGCGGGGAAAAGUGCUGUAUACAUAGACGAUAUGGCUGAGGUGUUGCCUCAAAAGCUGGAGUGGUCUGGCUUUGUUUUGAACUCUAGGUUGUUUUGGGAGGAUGCUGAGAAUAGACCAGAAUGGGUCAAGGAUUUUGGCUCGUUGAAUUGGAACGACGAUAUAGAGAAUCCGUUAUCUCUCUUGAAAGAUACUACUAUGGUAGAGCCAGUUGGAAGCUGCGGAAGACAAGUUCUGCUCUGGUGGCUUCGUGUUGAAGCCCGUGCUGAUAGCAAAUUCCCACCCGGGUGGAUAAUUGACCCGCCAUUGGAGAUCACGGUCCCGGCCAAACGAACGCCAUGGCCGGAUACUCCUCCCGAGCUACCCUCCAACACUAAACCUGCAAUAACCUCCCAAGAAAACACACCCGUGGUGUCAAAGCAUUCGACCAAGACCCGUAGAUCAAGACACCGUAGCAAGAGAAAACACGAACCUAAGCCAACCGAUACCCAGCUUCCCUCGAAGCAGUCAUCGCCGAGGAAACCGAGAAACUAGAUCAUUAUAUACGCAUAUAUAUGUAUACCCGGGAAAUCUCAUACAUUCCCCAGGAUCAUGGACAAGAAACCGAGAGAAAUCUCUCCGAUAGUGCGAGGACACAGAUCAGCAUCAGGCAUUUUACCAUGGGGAAUGAUCAGUUUCCGCCAUCUUUUAUUGAGAUCUUUCUGGAAAAAAAAAAGGAUAUCUUUGUGCCAAUUCACGGAUUGUUUCGUGCUUGGAUUUGUCCGUAGAAACUUGGUUUUUGUUGUAUAGUAGCAUUCUCAUUCAUUGUGCUUUUCUCUUUACCUCAAGAACUGGAAGAGUACAAGUCUUGCAUUGCAUUGAUGAA
Molecule: messenger RNA, 2127 nt
Organism: Tarenaya hassleriana
Lineage: Eukaryota; Viridiplantae; Streptophyta; Magnoliopsida; Brassicales; Cleomaceae
Product: probable beta-1,4-xylosyltransferase IRX14
Exons: 4
Coding region: 270-1796 (508 amino acids)
Biological process (GO): glucuronoxylan biosynthetic process; plant-type secondary cell wall biogenesis
Cellular component (GO): Golgi membrane
Molecular function (GO): xylosyltransferase activity; galactosylgalactosylxylosylprotein 3-beta-glucuronosyltransferase activity
Source: RefSeq, a predicted model, not a curated record